Oppiella nova is the source of this 624-nucleotide messenger RNA. Lineage: Eukaryota; Metazoa; Arthropoda; Arachnida; Sarcoptiformes; Oppiidae. The record is from the annotation of a GenBank genome assembly.
ACAUUGGUGUCUAUAGUGAGCGCUGACUUCAAUAUCGAUGACUAUAAAGAUGUGAUAAAUUCACGUAAUUUUACGGGAAAAGUAGUUUUAGUGACCGGCAGUAGUUCGGGAAUCGGUGAGGGUAUCGCCAAACUAUUCUCCAUAUUAGGGGCCAAUGUUGUGGUCACCGGUAAUACAGCCGCCAAAGUACAGAGAGUGGGCAAAGAGAUACAGGAAUUGUCACCAAAGAAACUAAAGCCAUUAGAAGUGGUCGGAGAUCUCACCAAAAGUGAUUUCAUCCACACUUUGGUCGCAGACACUAUCAAAACAUUUGGCAAAAUAGACGUAUUGGUGAACAACGCCGGUAUAUAUCCCGCGACAAACAUCACUCAAUCAGAUGUCAUGCAAGUCUGGGAUCAGGUCUUUGCCAUCGACUUGAGAGCAGUCGUCGAACUGAUCCACGAAUCGGUUCCAUAUCUGGAGGAAACUAAUGGCACUAUCAUUGAUAUCUCGAGUAUCGAUGGCAUCGCACCAAAUGUCUAUGGGUUAGCCUACUCUCCAGCAAAAGCAGCCCUGGAUAUGUUGACUCGAGUACUGGCUCUACAGUUGGGCCCAAAAGGCAUUCGUGUUAACAGUUUGAAGUAA